AUGGAAGAGGCGAUAAGAGUUGCUGCCGAGGCCGAGCGUCGAGAGGCGGCGGAAAAAAGGAUGAAAGCGAGGGUAGAGUGUGACCCCUGUGAUGAUUAUGAUUCUGAGGAGGGAUACCGCAACGGAAUCCCAUCGGACGAUUCUGAUGCUGACUCGGAACGUGAUGACGAAGAGGUUCCGGACCGUCCUCGCUUGACGGGCAUCCCUGAGAUUAUUAAGAUGCCGGAGCAUGCCGAAUCCAAACUGCUGCGCAUAACGGAUGGCAGAACGUGGAUGACUCCCGAAAUUCUUACAGCGCUGACGAAGAGAGUUGGCUUUUCGGGUUGUAUUGAGUUCCGGAUUCCGAAGGAGCACGAGAGGCCUUAUGAUGCUCCGCCGGGAUGGAUAUGCGUUUACGAAUGCUUUUUUACCGAGUACGGAAUGAAAUUUCCGUUGCCUUUCCUGUUGUUGAAAUUCGCCUCUGAACGAGGUGUCGCCGUUAGUCAACUGACUCACGGCGUCUUUCCGUCACAUGGUUUUCACGGAAGCUUUAGCGAAGGCCGCGAAUAUCACGUUCGACCGCUAUCUUUUUGA
Microthlaspi erraticum is the source of this 573-nucleotide messenger RNA. The record is from the annotation of a GenBank genome assembly. NCBI's taxonomy places the organism in Eukaryota, Viridiplantae, Streptophyta, Magnoliopsida, Brassicales, Brassicaceae.